AUGGGCAGCAGCCCUUCAAUCCAGCAGAAUCAUGAUUUCGUAGAACAUCAUCCCCAGUACCCAGACAUGAAUGCGAUCUUCAGAGGAAUCCCAAAAAUGCUUCAGCCAGAAGAAGUCGUGCCUUCUGGGUACUACUUCCAUUCUCAGAGUACGUCCGAACCUUGGAAACGGAUGAAGACCUCAUCAAAUCAGCGCGACGAAAUGGAAGAGAACGAUUUUUUUGAUAUCCCACCCGACAUGACCGAAUCCGGGCCUAACGGCAGUGUCAGUUACAAGUUUGUUUUACAGUAUCGGGAUCGCGAAGACCUCUUCAGACCAUAUAUGAAGAAAGGGACCAAGGCUCCACUCGAGAUACCAGAAAAGCGGACCACGGAUAUACACCUCUCUGUCGAGAAGCUGCCGUACGUCGACUCCUGA
Ostertagia ostertagi is the source of this 417-nucleotide messenger RNA. Lineage: Eukaryota; Metazoa; Nematoda; Chromadorea; Rhabditida; Trichostrongylidae. The record is from the annotation of a GenBank genome assembly.